Lepidothrix coronata (blue-crowned manakin) is the source of this 2432-nucleotide messenger RNA. It is a transcript of the gene FAM114A1, whose product is annotated as family with sequence similarity 114 member A1. Lineage: Eukaryota; Metazoa; Chordata; Aves; Passeriformes; Pipridae. The record is from RefSeq and is a predicted model, not a curated record. The coding region runs from base 111 to 1796 and encodes 561 amino acids. The transcript has 14 exons.
GGGCUGUCCGGCGCGCUCUGCCUCCUCCCCCCGCUGCUGCCGACGUGGCGGGGCGGGGAAGGGAAGAAGAAGGGGGCGCGCCGGCCGGGGCACUGCUGAGCGAAUUGAAAAUGUCUGAAGACAUAUCUGAUGGCAUCCCAUCUGAAGAAAAACCUGAAGUAAUGGAAAUGCCCAGCAAUGAGGUAUUGCCUCCUGAAUCAGUACCACACCUCGUAGAAGCUGAGAUCUUGCAUGAGUCUUCACAAGAUGAACAUGGACAGGCCACUCAGAGUGCCAGUAAUAGACAGGAAGGAGACAUAGUAAUUAAUGAAAACCCUUUGACUGAAAAACUAGUUGAAGGUCUGCCUUCCAGUGAAGAGGCAACUGAAGACUUACCCACUGAGUGCAUUGAAACCGUAAGCCUUGAUACAGAACCUGAAUCUGAAGAAACACUGCAUGAACAAAGCAGUCCAGCCACAGACUCCUCAUCUAAAGCAAGUAGAUGGGGAGCUUGGGGUACCUGGGGAAAGUCUCUCCUGUCAUCAGCUUCUGCCACAGUAGGUCAUGGAAUAACAGCAGUAAAGGAGAAAGCAGGAACUACUCUAAGAAUUCAUAGUGCAAGUUCAGCAUCUUCAGAAGCAGCAGAACCUCCUACAGCUGAAACACCAAUUACACAAGCAGAAGAUUCUCUGGACCAAAGCUCUUCUGAGAAUAUUCCUUCUUCUCCUACAUCUGGAUCUCGUGGGGUGCUGUCAGCUAUCACUAAUGCUGUACAGAACACAGGGAAAAGUGUAUUAUCCGGAGGCUUAGAUGCUUUGGAAUUUAUUGGGAAGACAACCAUGAAUGUCCUUGCAGAAAGUGAUCCUGGAUUUAAGAGAACCAAAACACUGAUGGCAAGAACAGUGUCGCUAUCUCAGCUCUUGCGAGAAGCUAAAGAAAAAGAGAAACAGAGGCGGGCCCAGCAAGUUACAGUUGAAAGAACAGCACAUUAUGGACUACUUUUUGAUGAAUUCCAAGGUUUGUCUCAUCUUGAAGCUCUGGAAAUCCUGUCAAAUGAAAGUGAAGCUCAGAUUCAGGCACAUUUAGCAACACUUGAUGAAGAACAGUUGGAAACUGCAAAAAAUGAUUUAAUUGCUAUAAAAGAGAUUUUUGUUCCAAAGGAAUCAGAUGAUGAAGUGAUGCAGGCACAAAAAGCAGAUAUGGGAGAAGAGUUUGUCAGCAUGCUCACGGAACUGCUGUUUGAAUUGCACGUUGCUGCUACUCCUGACAAACUUAAUAAGGCUAGGAAAAAAGCUCAUGAAUGGCUGGAAGAAGCCAGUUUUUCCACCCCAGCAGACAUAGAAGAGAAGCUAAAAGAAGAACCUGGGGAACCUGGUGAAGAAAAAACUGACGAAGAUGAUAAAAUUGACAGUGAUAAAACAAAAGUAAACAAAAACAAAACUGUGGAGGAAAUCUACAUGCUGUCCAUUGAAAGUCUGGCUGAGGUAACUGCUCGUUGUAUUGAACAGCUUCAUAAAGUAGCAGAAUUAAUUCUACAUGGUCAGGAAGUAGAAAAGACGGCUCAAGAUCAAGCAAAAGUACUGACAAAUUUAACAAGUGCCAUGUGCAAUGAAGUUUCAUCUUUAUCAAAGAAGUUUUCUGAUUCUGUAACAGCAGCUGGGAGCAGUAUGAAGGCAGAGGUUCUUAACCCCAUCAUCAACAAUGUGCUAUUAGAGGGCUGCAACAGUACUACUUACAUUCAGGAUGCUUUCCAGCUAUUGCUUCCAGUUCUGCAAAUUUCCCACAUCCAGACCAGUUGUUUGAAAGCCCAGAAGUGACAGUUUCCCGAAAGUUGUCACCAUUGGGCUUGACAGCAACCCCAGUCCCAAUGUCUGUAAUGUUUGCUGAGAGAAGAGCUGGUACAAGAGGUGUCUGGCCACUUGGAGUCCUUCAAAGACACUACAUGCGGUUUUGCACAUACAGUAUGGAACAACGUUUUCAAACUCUUUCAGACUUUCAGACUUUAGAAGUAGUUAGUAAAGUGAGUAAUUUCUUUUCCAGUACAGUUUAUGCUUUGCAUUAAUUUAAACAGAAGUUUACUGAUAUUAGCAUUGACUUAAAUAUGGAUUCUAAAUGUUGACACUUUCAGUUGUAAACAAGGGAUGAAGCAAAUUAGAAUGUAAAGCUUUUUAAAACAUUUCAGCUCAAAUGACCAUUUAUAUUGUUUAUAUCCUAUCAGUUAAAAAUGUGUAUUUCAAAAGUUGGUUUCAGUAUUUAAACAUGAACAAAUUAUCAUAGUGUUGUGCCUGUUAAAUAUUAUUUCCAGUAGCAAAUAAUAACAUCAUAUUAAUAUGCACCACUAACAUAACACUUUGUAUUCAAAGACUUGUAGAGCAAUAGGUAUUAACUUUACUAAAUGAAAAUUAUGGAGGAUAUGCAUAAAGGAUUAUGCUGAAAAGAAGUUUUCUGAGCCA